UUUUUCGUUUUUACGUGAUACCUACGUUUUUCGGGUGACGAUCUACAAUUGCUUCAAAAAUCAAUCUGAAUCUAGCUCCACCGUCGAAUGAGCUUAAAAUUGGUUUUUCAUUUUCAUUGUGACGUUCAUGGUGGUUAUUUUAAUUCAUGACUUUAUUACAAAACCGAAACGCUUUAUAAGCGUUUGUUAAUUAUUUUUUGUCUUGUUUAAUGCAUUACAGUGUGCUGUAUAUUCGUAUUUUGUAGUUCGUCUAAUCGAGUCUAUAUAUACCUACGGUUUCCCUAUACGUAAUAAAUAUUGCAGGAAUUUAAGAACUAAAGUGGCCCUCGAUGGGAAACAAAACUGAUGGGACUUCGAAGUUCAUCGUUGGCCAAGAAAAACGACGAUACACUGACAUGGGUGUUGCACAGAAGGGACUUUUGUCAACAAGAGCCCGGCCAGAAGCCUCGUGAAACGAAAUCGUACGGCGGUUCAACAUCGUCCGAGUACCGCGGAAGAAGGCACAAUAACCAUGUUCAAAGGAAAAGGAGAAACCACGUGCAUUCAAACAUAUUGGACUAUGGCAAGCCCGAGCAGACAUACGGCUACGGAAUAUCUGAUUUGGACGAAUUCCUUUCAAAAUCGUCGAUCGGCCGGCCGGGCAACAUACCGAUGGUGCUGUGCACGGGCUGUCUGCUGUACCAGACGCAGCUCGACGACCACUACCAGACGGAGGUGGCGCUGCCGCUCGGCAUGGUGGUGAACGCGGUUUUCAAGAACGAGCAGUGGCUGUACGUGCAGACGCCGCACGCCGAAGAGGGAUACAUACCGUACGGCAGCUGCUUGCCGCUCGGUAUCGUGCCGCCGCCGGACGCGGCCCGGGCGCCGUGCUGGGAGACCCAGUCCGACGUGUUCCCGCGGCCGGUAGGCGACCGGCGCCGUCGCGGCCGCGGUCACCGGGGCGGCAGCGUCGUCGCCGGCAGAGGCGGCGGCGGCGAUUACGAUCACGAUAACGACGACGGUGACGGUGACGACGACGACGACGACGACGACGACGACUACGACUACGACUACGACGAAGACAACGACCACGACUACCAGGACGACCGAGACGUGGCCACGUUGCUGUUCCGGCGUCGCCGCUGUGGACGGCACCCGCCGCCGACGAUCCGGCGAACCUCUGCCGCCACUAGGUCCGUCACCGGCUACGGAUACUUGUGACGGCGUCGUCGUCACGCUGUGCAAUAUUCGUUGGUAUAAUCGCGUGUACAGUCUGCGGCGCCGUUCGAUAAAUAUAAUGUGUCAUGAUAAUAUUGUGUUACACUGUCCGCCGUCGAAAUCGCAGGGGCGUGCCGGACUGCAGCGUUUCGGCGCCGCGGAGGUUUUAAGCGCUGCAGACGGUACGGCCGUAAUACGUCCGUUCUACAAUGUCCGGGCGGUACCACUACAAUAGUUAUACAGAAUUUGUUGUGUACAUCGUAACGGUUAUGACUUUGGCUAUUGGCGGCAGUUGUACACCUAUUACGCGACCAUAAUAUUGUAAUAUAUAAUAAUAAUAAUAAUAAGACGAUCAUUGUCCGUUGAAAUAUAUUAUAUUACGUUAUUUAUGUAAUUCAUGUAUAACUAUAAAUUAUAAUGUUUAAAACCGAAUUUCUUAUACUUCUGUACCACCUAUACACCUUAUGUCUGUACGUUGGUCUUGUCGGCCGAUUAAAACGUAAAAACGCAUUAUCCCGGUACGGUAGUUAUCCGCAAUAUUUUAAAUUUUUCAAAGGACCAAUUCGUUUUAAUAUUAAAUAUAUAUCAGUCAUAUCGAC
Messenger RNA from Rhopalosiphum maidis (corn leaf aphid), 1796 nucleotides. RefSeq lists its product as uncharacterized. The coding region runs from base 346 to 1200 and encodes 284 amino acids. The record is from RefSeq and is a predicted model, not a curated record. The transcript has 3 exons. Lineage: Eukaryota; Metazoa; Arthropoda; Insecta; Hemiptera; Aphididae.